This is a messenger RNA of Mollisia scopiformis, 2943 nucleotides long. RefSeq names its product ADAM family of metalloprotease-like protein ADM-B. Lineage: Eukaryota; Fungi; Ascomycota; Leotiomycetes; Helotiales; Mollisiaceae. The coding region runs from base 471 to 2915 and encodes 814 amino acids. Gene Ontology annotation, biological process: proteolysis. The transcript is spliced from 3 exons. Gene Ontology annotation, molecular function: metalloendopeptidase activity. The record is from RefSeq and is a predicted model, not a curated record.
UAUAAUUCUGUUUUCAUUUAGAAGUGGUAUUCACAAUUACAUUCUAUUGUAUUUCUCGAAAGAAAGAAAGACGCCGCAUUGUUCAUGCCAUCCUUUGUUCAAUCGACGGUUUCAUGAGACUUGAGCUGGGACGCUAGUCGCUUAGGUGAUCGAGACCCUUCUCUUCCUUCACCCAUCCGUAAUCCAAGAGAAAUAUCUUCAUCCUCUUCUUCACCUCCUCCUUUCUCUACCUAAUAUCUUAUGAACAGUCGCUCGUUUCGCUGGUCGAUUGAUACGCAUCUAAUUACCCAUCACGACGAGGAUUCAAAUUUUCGACACCUGGUUGAAGUGAAGGCUUAUUCAUGAUCUCCUCGACGACCGAUCGAGCGGUUACAGCUGCAUGAGUUCGGGCGCAACAACCAGACAAUAAACCUCAGCUCCAGCCCCGUCUCCUUUCUCCCUCUUCACCAAACAUCUACCAGCGAGCGAGCAUGUACAUACUGCAGAGCAUCACGACGAUAAUCGUCAGCGUUCUUCUUCUCUUCUCUUCUCCCACCCAAGCACAUUCCAACGAACGCAAUCCUUUAACCUACUACUCCCUCGUCACCAAUGCGAAUUUCAAUACCCCCAGCCAUCGCAUACACCACCUCUCUAAAUUCGACCUCACAUUCGACCUCCACGACUCGCAGCAACGCAUCAGAUUAUCGCUGCAACCGAACCACAAUGUCAUCGCUGACGACGCAACGAUUUCGUACCUGGGCCCGGACGGAGAAAUAAGGAGCAGCGAGCCGAUGGACAGGAGCGAGUACCGGGUCUUCAAAGGACAGGCGUUCUUGCAGCAUUGGGAGGGCGCGGAAUGGACGAAUGUUGGGUGGGCAAGAAUCAUGGUUGCGAGGGAUGGUGCGGAGCCGAUUUUCGAGGGCGCGUUUAGGGUUGAUGGGGAUCAUCAUCAUGUGCAGACGAGGACGCAUUUUAUGCAGACGAAGCAUCGCUUGGAUCCGGUGUUGCCGGAGGGGGAGGGCGAGUAUAUGGUUGUGUGGAGGGAUUCUGAUAUUGCUACGGAUGUGAGUGUUGACUUUGAGGGGUUGGUGCAUGGGGAGUUGAGGAGGGCAAGGUUGAGGGAGAGAGGCUUUGGGGUGGUGGAUGAGAGGAGCUGUUCGGCGGAUGGGUUGGGGUUUAAUACUCAGCUUGAUCAUCCUGUUUAUACGGGAAUGGCAAAGAGAGAUGAUAAUUCUUGGGGGUCGAUGUACACGCGAUCGAUUUUCGGGAGACAGAUUGAUGGACAGACGGGUGGAAAUUCUGCUGGUGUCAAUUUGACUACGACGAUUGGUUCGACCUCUGGAUGUCCUUCGACUAGGAAAGUUGCUCUGGUGGGAGUAGCGACUGAUUGCACCUACACGGCGGCCUUUAAUUCGACUUCUUCUGCUCGGGCGAACGUUAUCAACGUCAUUAAUUCUGCUUCGGUGCAAUACGAGGACUCUUUCAACAUUACGUUGGGUCUUCAGAAUCUUACUAUUAGCGAUGCCACUUGCCCUUCUACAGCAGCGGCAUCUGCACCAUGGAACGUGGGCUGUAGCGACUCGGUUACGAUUCAGGAUCGAUUGAACCUUUUCUCUGGAUGGAGAGGACAAAGAGCAGAUACGAACGCUUACUGGACCCUGCUCAGUACAUGUGCAACUGGAUCCGCUGUUGGGUUGGCAUGGUUGGGACAAGCUUGUGUUGCAACCUCACAAGUAGCUUCAUCAUCGACAGGAAACGAAACUGUGAGCGGAGCCAAUGUUGUAGUGAGAACGAGUACGGAAUGGCAAGUUGUGGCUCAUGAGACAGGCCAUACAUUUGGAGCUGUUCAUGACUGCACUUCUACAACCUGCACGGAUGGUACGACUGUUGCUUCACAACAAUGCUGUCCACUCAGUGCCGACACAUGUGAUGCUGGAGGAGCAUAUAUCAUGAACCCGAGUACUGGAACCAAUAUUAUGAAAUUCUCACCUUGUACUAUUGGCAACAUCUGCUCUGCUAUUGGUCGAAACAGCGUCAAGACUACAUGUUUGACAGCUAACAAGGACGUCUCGACCAUCUCUGGAAGUCAAUGUGGCAACGGUAUUGUCGAAGCUGGAGAAGAAUGCGAUUGUGGUGGAACAGCCAGCUGUGGCAGCAACCCUUGCUGUGAUCCCACGACUUGCCAGUUCACGACCAAUUCAGUCUGUGAUCCUAGCAAUGAGGAUUGCUGCACCUCUUCUUGUCAAUUUGCAGGAAAUGGCACAGUAUGCAGAGCCAGUACAGGCAUUUGUGAUCCCCAGGAAGUAUGCAGCGGCACAGCAGCAGCAUGCCCUGCUGACGCUACUGCUCCUGAUGGCACUUCCUGCGGCAAUUCAUCCAGCUCCCUCUCCUGCGCUUCAGGCCAAUGCACAUCCCGUGACCUCCAAUGCAAAACCCUGAUGGGUUCCUACACCCAAGGAAACGACACCUACGCCUGCUCCUCCUCAGGCUGUCAAAUUUCCUGCGCCUCCCCCGAGUUCGGCGCCAACGUCUGCUACUCCAUGCAGCAGAACUUCCUCGACGGCACAUCCUGCCAAGGCGGCGGCCGCUGCUCCAACGGCCAAUGCGACGGCUCCUCCGUCGGCAAGGAGAUCUCGAGCUGGAUCAGCCAGAAUAGAACACUCGUCAUAGCGCUAGCGAGCGUUAUUGGCGGUCUGUUCGUGUUAGCGGUACUAAGCUGCUGCGUUUCGAGAUAUAGAAGGAGAAAACGUCUCGCAGCAAGGAAAAAUAUCACGCCUCCUCCGGGACCCCUCCCACCGCCAGGAUGGUACGGCCAGAAUGCACCGCCUCCGUAUCCCGGACAGACGCCGAGGAACGGGGCGUGGGAGAAUGGGAGGUGGCAGCAGGGGCCCAGAGAGCCGCCUAUGGCGUGGCAGCCUAGUGUGAGGUAUGCUUGAUUAUUGUGGGUUUUGGGGGCAUUGGCGU